Molecule: messenger RNA, 333 nt
Organism: Rubroshorea leprosula
Lineage: Eukaryota; Viridiplantae; Streptophyta; Magnoliopsida; Malvales; Dipterocarpaceae
Source: the annotation of a GenBank genome assembly
CACUUUCUUAUUUCUCUGCAACUUCCAAAAAAAGGAAAAAAAAAAAAGAAGAAUGGAGCUACCUGUGAUAGAUCUGGAGCCGUACUUGAAGAUCACCAGCCAACUCGGUGGUGACUCCGCCAAGGAAGCGGCUAACAUCGAGGCCGGAUUCGAUAAGUUGUGCGGCGAGGUGAGUCGUGUGCUCAAGGAAACUGGGGCACUGCUGGUCAAUGAUCCAAGAUGUACGGCGGAGGACAAUGAUCGGUUCCUUGACAUGAUGAAGAAAAAAUUGGUGUUGGGGAUUAAGUCAGCGGCAUGGGAUUGUGUUUGAAAAAUUAAAGGAAUCGGAGGAGU